AUGGUCUCGUUUGGGGUAGAGAAAAGAACCCGAACAAGUAGUUUUAGACUGCAAAAACAAUUUACCAAUACUUCAAAAGAAUUAGAGAAAAACAAAUUACAGAAUUAUAGACCUAAACUUAAAAAUAAAGAAAAAAAUGAAAUUUUAAAAAAACAACCUAUCUCUGUUGAAAGCAGAAAUAAUUUUAGUGAUGAUGAUUGUGGUGUAUAUUUCAAAAGUUCGGAAAAAAUGAUUGAAAUAGAAGAUAAUACUGUCGACUUAAUUAUAACUUCUCCUCCCUAUUUUAACAUAAAAGAUUAUUCUAAAAACGGAACUCAAGAUUUAACCCAUUCCUCUUUGCAAGAGAAAGAUGUAGGAAGUAUAAAUAAUUAUUCAGAUUAUAUUUCUUCCUUGUUAAAAAUUUGA
Funneliformis geosporum is the source of this 405-nucleotide messenger RNA. NCBI's taxonomy places the organism in Eukaryota, Fungi, Glomeromycota, Glomeromycetes, Glomerales, Glomeraceae. The record is from the annotation of a GenBank genome assembly.